Molecule: messenger RNA, 13038 nt
Organism: Phalacrocorax carbo (great cormorant)
Lineage: Eukaryota; Metazoa; Chordata; Aves; Suliformes; Phalacrocoracidae
Source: RefSeq, a predicted model, not a curated record
GCAGUGCGGCGGCCGGGCGGGGGGCGGGAGGGCGGCGGGGCCGGCCGGUUCCCUGCUGGCACGGCCCACCCGGGCGGCGGCGGCGGCGGCGGAGGGCGCCGGGCUCGGACGCUGCCACCCUCCGCCCGCCCUCCUUCCCUCCCUCCCCGCAUCCCGGGGCGGCGCGGCCGUAGCGGGCGGGGCUGUGGGAGCCCGUCCCCCGCACCUGCCCGGCCGCCGGGCCCUCAGUCCCUCCCGCGGACGGCAGCCGUGCGCGGCCCGCACCCGCCGCGGCCCCGGGGGGAAGCCCCUUCCCCUCAGCCGCCAGGCGGGUGCCGCCCGCCCGCCCCGAGCCGGGAUGUUCUCCAGGAAGGGCCACGCCGAUGUCAGGAAAUCCACCCAGAAGGCGCUGGACCCCAAGCGGGACGUACUCACCCGCCUCAAGCACCUCCGGGCGCUGCUGGAUAUUGUGGAUGGAAGUGACCGGAAGCAAUUUUUUGAGAACAACUAUUCUCAAAUUUAUUUUAUAUUCUAUGAAAACUUCAUAACACUGGAAAAUAGCUUGAAACAAAAAGGGAAUAAAUCACAAAGGGAGGAGCUGGACUCCAUUCUCUUUGUUUUUGAAAAAAUAUUGCAGCUGCUACCUGAGAGGAUUUUUUAUCGAUGGCAUUUUCGCAGUAUAGGGUCGAUUUUGAAGAAACUUUUGCACACUGGAAAUUCUCUCAAGAUAAGAUGUGAAGGAAUCCGACUGUUUCUUCUCUGGCUUCAAGCGCUUCAGACUAACUGUGCAGAAGAGCAGAUAUUAAUAUUUGCAUGCCUUGUGCCCGGCUUUCCACCCGUUAUGUCGUCCCGAGGUCCCUGUACACUAGAUAACCUCAUUAGUCCUCCCGGUUCGGCAGAUGCUAAGAUUUUUCCAGAAGAAAUAACCCCACUUUUGCCAGCUGUCUCUGGAGAGAAGAUGGCUGAAGACCAAACCUGCUAUUUUCUUCAGCUACUGUUAAAAUAUAUGGUAAUUCAGGCUGCAAGCUUAGAGUGGAAGAAUAAGGAGAACCAAGACACUGGUUUUAAGUUUCUCUUUACCUUGUUUAGAAAAUACUAUCUUCCUCACUUGUUCCCAUCUUUCACAAAGCUAACCAACCUCUACAAACCUGUUCUUGAUAUUCCUGAUAUAAGACCAAGACCAGUAUACAUUACUGCAACACGAAACAAUGAAAAUGUCUAUAGCACAAAAAUCCCAUAUAUGGCAGCUCGAGUUGUUUUUAUUAAGUGGCUUGUUACCUUCUUUCUUGAAAAGAAAUAUUUAACUGCUGUUCAGAAUACAAAAAACGGAGGAGAAAUGCUCCCUAAAAUUAUUCAGACUGUUGGUGUUGUAAACCAAGAUAAAAGUGCAGAACUGGAAACUGGUAUGUCUUACGCGAGCGAGCAGGAGAGAAGCCAUUCCAACAGCAGCACCUUGUCCGACAGAAGGCUCAGCAAUUCCAGCCUCUGCAGCAUCGAAGAGCAGCACCGGACUGUCUAUGAGAUGGUGCAGAGGAUCCUCUUAUCCACUCGAGGAUAUGUUAACUUUGUCAAUGAGGUGUUUCGACAGGCUUUUUUAUUGCCACCUUCUGAUAUAUCUGCAACACGAAAAGUGGUUAAGGUAUAUCGAAAGUGGAUAUUGCAAGAGAAACCUGUGUUCAUGGAGGAGCCAGAUAGAAAGGAAGAUAUUCAGGACGCUGCUGUCAACUUAGAGGAUUCAUCGCUGCAAACAGACGGUAAACAUCUUUCCUCUGACCAUUCGGGACAUAAGCGCUCGUCCAGCUGGGGAAGAACGUACUCCUUCACCAGUGCUGUGAACAGAGGAUGUGUAUUAGAAGACGAGGACAAAAACGUUAAAGCUGGCGCUCAAGCUGCCUUACAGGUAUUCUUGACAAACUCUGCGAAUGUUUUCUUACUGGAACCGUGCACUGAAGUCCCUGUGCUUUUGAAGGAGCAAGUUGAUGCUUGCAAGGCAGUUCUGAGUAUCUUUAGGCGCAUGAUAAUGGAACUAUCAAUGAAUAAAAAGACAUGGGAGCAGAUGUUACAGAUACUCCUUAGAAUAACAGAAGCUGUGAUGCAGAAGCCGAAGGAAAACCAAAUAAAGGAUACGUUUGCCCAAAGCAUGUCGGGAUUACUUUUCCGAACCCUCAUUGUGGCUUGGAUCAGAGCAAACCUGAGCGUUUACAUUUCUCGGGAGCUGUGGGAUGAGCUGCUCAGCGUUCUGUCCGCCCUGACGGACUGGGAGGAGCUCAUAAACGAGUGGGCCAAUAUCAUGGACUCUCUAACAGCAGUGCUGGCAAGAACUGUGUAUGGGGUGGAAAUGACCAACUUACCCUUGGAUAAGCUCAGUGAGCAAAAGGAAAAAAAGCAGAGAGGAAAAGGUGGCAUUUUAGAGCCUCAAAAGACAGCUGUAGUGGGGAGAUCUUUUUCAUUAAGCUGGAAAAGUCAUCCUGAAGUUGUGGAGCCAAUGAGAUUCCGAAGUGCUACAACCUCUGGAGCCCCAGGAGUCGAGAAAGCGAGAAAUAUUGUUCGUCAAAGAGCAACAGAACUUGAAGAAUCUCAACAGCUGGAAAACUCAACAGGAACAGAAGCUAUGGGCCUAUUUGUAGACCAAGAGCAGCAGCUAACUCGAAGUAGCAGCACUUCAGAUAUUGCAGAUCAGUUUCCAUCUGAUUUUUUUCAAGGUAAAAAGGCUGGGAGUUCUCACAAUUUAACUUCUUCAGACUCCAAAUCAGUUCAGGAAAAUAAGGGAAAUACAAAGAAGGAACUUGAAGCUGAGCAAGUACUAGUACAAAGAAGCAGUAGUACAGCUGAAUUAGAUUUGAAAGCAGACCUGGAGCAAUCACAAGGAAAUUACAGAGAGAGAGAAAAAAGUGAAAGCGUUAGCAGUGACACAUCCAUUGGCUAUAAUAAUGAAGUGGAGAUCGCACUCAUGCCCUGGCAAGCCGCUGAAGACGACCAUGAAGUUAAUGCGUCAGCAGAUGGCUGUGUGGAUCCUGAUGCACCUCGCUGGCUUCAGCUUAGUCCUUCAGAUACUGCAAAUUUAACAGACAGUAGUGAAUUCCUUGCUGAUGACUGCAGUAUAAUUGCUGGUGGAAGCCUCCUCGGUUGGCAUCCUGAUUCUGCUGCUGUGUUAUGGAGGAGGAUCUUGGGAAUUCUUGGAGAUGUGAACAAUAUACAGUCACCGAAAAUCCAUGCAAAAGUUUUUGGGUAUCUUUAUGAGUUGUGGUAUAAACUUGCAAAGAUACGGGACAACCUUGCUAUAAGUGUGGACAAUCAGUCUACUCCCUCUCCUCCUGUCUUAAUUCCUCCUCUCAGAAUAUUUGCAUCGUGGUUGUUCAAGGCAACCACCCUGCCAAAUGAGUACAAGGAAGGCAAACUUCAGGCAUACAGGCUGAUCUGUGCUAUGAUGACGAGGCGUCAAGAUGUUCUGCCAAACUCUGAUUUCCUGGUUCAUUUUUAUUUUGUGAUGCACCUCGGCUUAACAAAUGAAGACCAGGAUAUCUUAAAUACUGUCAUAAAGCACUGCCCACCUUGGUUUUUCUUCCUGGGCUUACCUGGCUUUACGAUGCUGAUAGGAGACUUCAUUACGGCGGCGGCCAGGGUUCUGAGCACAGACAUGCUGGAGGCUCCCCGUUCAGAAGCUCACACCAUCCUUGGUUCUCUCGUUUGCUUUCCAAACAUCUACCAAGAAAUCCCACUCUUGCGGCCCAUUUCAGAAGCCGGUGAUAUCAUCGCAGGGACAGCAGAUGUGAAGUGCUACCUCAUAAAUAUUUUACUGAAGAACGCUACAGAGGAGCCAAGUGAAGCUGCAAGGUGCAUAGCUAUUUGUGGCCUUGGAGUUUGGAUAUGCGAAGAACUAACGCAGUGUACGAACCAUCCCCAAGUGAAGGAAGCCAUCAAUGUCAUAGGUGUGACACUGAAGUUUUCUAAUAAGCUGGUAGCUCAAGUAGCCUGUGACGUUCUUCAGCUGCUGGUUUCUUACUGGCAAAAGCUUCAGAAGUACGAAUCCUCUCUGUCCAGAAAAAUUACUGAAAUCCUUGUGGCCACUAUUGCAUUUCUUUUGCCGAGUGCUGAAUACUCCUCUGUGGAAGCAGAUAAAAAGUUCAUAGUUUCACUGCUGCUUUGCUUGUUGGAUUGGUGUAUGGCACUACCCAUGAAAAUGCUACUGGAGCCAGUGUCUGCUGGUGUUCUUGAAGAUCAACAUGCAUCCAAAGCUCCUUUACUCGACUAUAUUUAUAGAGUUCUGCACUGUUGUGUGAAUGGCUCCAGCACGUAUACUCAGCAAAGCCAUUACGUGCUGAGUCUGGCAGACCUCUCGUCCAGUGAUUACGACCCGUUUUUGCCACUGGGGAAUGUCAGGAGCUCUGAGCCAGCCCAGUGCCACUCCUCCGUGGAUCUGGGCAACCUGCUCACUGUCGCCGAGGAGAAAAGGAGGAGGAACUUAGAAUUGAUACCUUUAACGGCGCGGAUGGUUAUGACUCACCUGGUGAAUCACCUGAGCCACUACCCGCUCAGUGGAGGCCCUGCCAUUCUCCACAGUCUCCUUAGCGAGAACCAUGACAACUCCCACGUGGAGUCCUCCGAGCUGUCCUCAGAAGUCUUCCGGAGCCCCAACCUGCAGCUCUUCGUGUUUAACGACAGUACUCUCAUAUCUUACCUCCAAAUCCCCGCAGAGAAGACGACGGACACUGAACCAGCAGCAGCCCCCUCGGACGUAAGGGUAAUUGUCAGGGAUAUCUCGGGGAAGUACUCUUGGGAUGGCCGAAUAUUGUACGGGCCUUUGGAGGGCUGCCUUCCGCGGCAGAGCGCAACGAACACAUUUGUGAUCUCGGGCAACCCUGAACACCACUUCAUUUCCCAGAAAGACAUUUCUCAGGUGGAAGAAGGAGAAGAUGCUCUUGACCAAUUGCUGGAAAAGAUUGGUAACACCAGUCCUGAAUGCCUUUCACAUCCCCAGCGAAAGCUGAACGAGCCGUCGCCGCCACCCUUCGGUGUGAGCUACGACCAAGAGAAUGCGAUCACUGAAGCCUUGAUGAGGCAGAGCGCCCAGGAAAAAGAGUAUAUAUUUAAAUGCAGCACGGACUUGAGUAUGAAGGUGUCCCGCCAAGAAGAACCCUGUCCUGCUGAACCUCAGGCGUCCUUUUAUUUCUGUCGGCUGUUGCUAAAUGACUUGGGAAUGAACUCCUGGGAUAGAAGAAAAAGCUUUCAUCUUCUUAAGAAAAAUUCAAAGUUGCUGCGAGAACUGAAAAAUCUGGAUUCCCGCCAAUGCCGUGAAACUCACAAGAUUGCAGUGUUUUACAUUGCGGAAGGGCAGGAGGACAAAUGUUCAAUACUGUCCAACGCAAGGGGAAGCCAGGCGUAUGAAGAUUUUGUUGCUGGACUGGGCUGGGAGGUUGAUCUUUCAACACAUGGUGGGUUUAUGGGCGGCCUGCAGCGCAAUGGUAGCACAGGACAAACGGCACCCUAUUACGCUACCUCUACCGUGGAAAUCAUUUUUCACGUGUCUACAAGAAUGCCGUCGGAUUCAGAUGAUUCACUGACCAAAAAGCUUCGUCACUUGGGAAAUGAUGAGGUUCACAUCGUCUGGUCGGAACACACCAGGAACUACCGCCGAGGCAUUAUACCAACCGAUUUUGGAGAUGUUUUAAUCGUUAUUUAUCCAAUGAAGAAUCACAUGUUUUUCAUAGAGAUAAUGAAGAAACCGGAGGUGCCAUUUUUCGGUCCUCUCUUCAGUGGAGCAAUCGUGACUGCAAAGCUGCUGCCAAGCCUCAUAUGCGCCACGUGCAUCAAUGCCAGCAGAGCUGUCAAGUCGCUCAUCCCGCUCUACCAGAGCUUUUAUGAAGAAAGAGCUCUGUAUCUCGAAGCAAUAAUCCAGAACCAUAAAGAAGUAAUGACAUUUGAGGAUUUUGCCGCUCAGGUUUUUUCUCCCUCUCCCAGCUACUCCCUCGGUGGAACUGAUUUCUCUCGUUUUAGAGGAUGGGGUUUUAAGCUGCUAUCUUCUUCUGUUCUUGCUCCCUCAGCCAAAAAGAAAAGCAGUCAUUCAACAAAAUACUUGUGUGUACUUUUAAAAAAAAAAAAUCAUAAAAAUGAAGCAGGCACAAACAGCUACAAAAGCGUUCCAACUUUAAUUACCUCUGCUGACUAAAAAGAGCGUGUUGUUUGUUUUUUUCAUUUAAGAUCAGAAGCCAGAAUCGUGUUAACCCUUAGGAACUGGAAGUAGACGGGUAUUCUAGAAAGGAAAAGGGAUAGCUUUUCCACCAGAGAAGGAUUUAUAGUUGAGCGUUUUAUACUUACAAGGGCAGAUUUCCACUUUAAAGAGAGCCCACAAACCUGCUUUUCAGCAGCGUAGACUUGCAGUUAGUGCUUCAAAGGGUUAAUUGAAAUGGGCACACUUGACUGCUGAGAGGACUGAUCUAAUCACUGCCAUAUCCAAGUGCAUCUGUUCACCAUGAGGUCAUUCUUGUGCAUGCUAAUGAUUUGGAAAAUAAAGCAUAAAUGCUUGACGUUAUCAGAAAGGAUAUAGUGUAAAUCUUUGCUUUUUUAGUUGCUAAUGGCUAUUGUGGAAGAAAACAGGCCGGCAAAAUCAUCUCGGAUUAUUGCUUUCCAUUUUAAUUUUUUUUUAAAGCAUCGUUUUCAGUGGAGUGUCAGGAAAACUGUGCUGGAAAACUCUGACAUGUGGUAUCUGUUGAUAAAUGGAUUCUUUAAUGAAUAUUAUAGCAUUGCCCAGGAGCAACACUUGAGUUGAGGAACUAUAGACGUUUUCAGCAUUCCCUGGUUUUAAAGCCUUGGAAGCCAUGCCUGCUUAUUUACAUAAAACUGAGAUUUUGCAGCCUUUUUGUUGAAAAGGUGACACAUGCUUUUCUUUUGUCUCCAGACUUUUACAGGCACGAAUGUCUUGUAGAAAAUACUUGCAUGUACAACAGACGAGAUUUGGUUUAUUUUAAAACACUCCUUGCUAGGUGCUGAGCUUUAUCUUCCCCACUUUAAAGCAAAAGGAAUAUUUCAAAUGGCCAUGUGAUUUUAAAAUAUAAUUUUGACUGAGACAAAACAAAACCUGGAGUAACUGUUGUCUCAAACAGACUUAUGUUCUUUUUAAUGCUAACUGAGCAGUGAUUCCGUUCGGUUUUGUUUGGUUUUUCUGGGUUUGGUUUGUUUUUUUUUUUUUACUUCUAUGUGCAUUUUCCUUGAAAACCCAUAGGAUGUUUUGUCAGUUCUGUGUACGAGGUGGAGUAAGAGUCUGUCCAGGUUCUGUAUAAUAUUUUUGCACAUUUUUAGGGAAUCCGCAUAGAGCUGAAUAUUGAAAAUACACACAUCUGAGAACGAGUAGCUGUGCCAUGGUAUUACAGCAUACGCAGCACAUGCCAAGUGCUGGGUUUGAUCAAUAUGACAGUGUUGCCUGAAACUGAAAAAAAAAAAAAAAAAAAAAAAUAGUUUCUAGUAACUGGGACGUAGAAAAUUCCAGACCGCCCUGGCAGCGAAGGGCCACUGCUCAGCUGCUUCCACCGCGAGAAGAGGUGGUGCUGAAACCAUCUGGCAGUUGUGACCGGCUGGACCGGGACGCUGCGGCGGAGCCACACGCGGCGCUUGAACCUCAGCGCCGAGCCCUUCCUUCCCAGCGCCGGCGCCGCCCUUCAGCGCGGGAGGAGGCACGAGAAGCCGACGCGUUAGCGCAGGGCUCGGUGCGAGGUGCGCCAGCUUCCUUCUCGGUAGGUGAGCAGGAAAACGUGCCAUCGUAGGUGCCCAACGCUGCCGUUGUAGAGGUUGUCCAGGCAGUGAACAAAGAGGAGAAGCUCAGGGAGGUGGAGCAGAGGAGUGGGAAGAGUUACCAAAGGAGGCAGGACUCAAGGUGUUUCUCUGGGGUCUUCCCCUCCCUGUGAAGAGUAUUCAGGAGGAGGUGCAGGGACCUGGCCUGCUUCCCCUCUCUGUUUAAUCCAGCUGAUUCUUACAGCUGAUGUUCAGCGAACUGGAGCAUCCUUCACUGCUGGGUCAGCAGCCUGUUCCAGCCGGCUGUGGUCUUGGUUACCGGCUUUCCUGCCCCUCUUCCACAGAGCUACCACCCACCUGGACUUUGUCACCACCACAGGAACGCGCGGUGCUCGGCAACUGAACGCCGCGCUGGGUGGCUCUCAGCACCGCGCUGCCCUGUGCACCUAACUCCUAACGCAUACUCGCCGGCAGAAACGGCAGGUCCGUAACUACCUCCGUCGCUGCCAGCCUCAGACACCUUGGCUCUGAAAUAUGGCGGUCUCCCACCACUGUGUUCCCCCCACGGCAGCUGCCAGCCCAUCUAGGGAGUCGCUGAGGCUCUGCCUGCACCGCAGCGUCCCGAAGAGCCAGGGCCCGGUGGCCGAUGGGCCCUGCCUGCCUGGUGAAAUUGUCUCUUGGCCCAUGGUAGCUGCUCGACAGCAGAGAACGAAAAGGUGCCAAAUGAAAUUUUCAAUUGAAUCAAGCAUAAUUACCUGAUUUAAUGAAGGAGGAAAGUCAGGAUGUUCUGCAGAAACCCCAAAUUCACCCUUUCUCCCCAGAGACGCCUUUGAGCGAGACACACGGAAUGAAUCCGUUCCCUAUUUUCCAUUACCUCCCUCCUUCCUGCGCAUGCAGGGAAACCCACGUGAGCAUCUUCAAAUAACGUGACACAGCAAUUCUGAUCCGCUUUCUGGAUCUUUUAAUGGCAAAACUGAGAAAUCACAAUGAUUUCUGUGACAACACAUGGACGCUAUAAACAAAGGCACGAUUUUGCUGGAAGAUGAAGCAGCGACCGAGUGGAGGCGCGUCCCUCCUCCCGCAGGAGCACUUGUUACAGUCGCAGAGACGACACCAGAAAUCAAACACCGUUUUUCCUCUGUCGGACUCAGGCAGCGGUGUCUGCCUUGGAGUCGUUCAUCUGCUCGUGCAUUUAGCAGUCUGAAGAGUUUAAACACCUUGCUGGUAGUUAUAUACAAAGGAACAAAAGGGAAGCUCCUGCAUCCUCGAUACACCGGGGGACUGCUCCCGAGCCGCGGUCAGACCCUUUAUGAGGGUGGUGCAUCCUGACAGUAUGAUAGCUUGCAUUUUUCAUGAAAGAGAAAUACUUUAUUGAAUUAGUAAAAUUCUUAGGGUCCCUGUAAGGGUUAGAAAUGGUCUAUUAUUAAGUAGAGAUAGGGCAAAGUCAUAGUAAAUACCAUAAAUCAUUGGGUGGCGUUAGCUCUGUACCCCCUAUAGCUCCUCUGACUUGAACAGCCUGAUGUAAACGAACACCCGGAGGACGAGGCCUGGUUCAGAAGCGUACGAGUCCGCGCAGAUGGCGAGGAAGUUGCAUCGUUACCUUGCAGCUCCCUGCAAAGCAGCCGCAGACCGCUGUGGGUACCGGGGCGGUCUCUCCCUUCGCCCACCACCUACGAGGGCAUACGGCCUGGACCACCCCCCGCGGCUGGGGGGUGCUGGGGUUGCUUCUCCCUCAAGCCUGGUGUAACCUCAGGAGCUGCAGCGGAGCGGGUGUGAGAGCAACGUCAGGGCUCUCAGCCUGGGCCCUUUCUUUUUUCCAUUUAAUUGAUUGUCUCGGAGGGAGCUCUCCCGGCUACGAUCUCCAGGAGAGGAGAUGGCAAGGGAGGGCUUCCUCCCCAGCAAUCAGCGCUGGGAUGGGAAAAAAUAUUAGCUUGACGGGCCUCUCUCUUCUGCCGGGUGACAGCUCCAGCUGCUCGAGCUGUCAGCUCGCGAGAGAGCUCCAGGCAAUGUGGCCCCUUUGCAUUUUCCCUCUGCGCUGACGCACGGCAGCCCUGCAGCCGCCGCGGGGAGAGGGCCCGGGCAGAGCCGUCCUGCCUGCCGCAGGCUGCCGGCGCCCGGGCGGGGGCUUCGGUGGUGGGUUAAGGCUGCCCACGUGUUGCGGGCCUGCGUGCAGAGGAGAAGUAACCGCUAACGCUUGCUGGGGUCCCGCUGGCUGGCUGGCCUCUGCGGAACUAACGAGUGGCCGCUCCAGGUCACCACCAAGGAGAACCUUGGUGUGCACGUUUAGGGUUUAUUUCCAAAUCUCUAAAGCAGUCAAGGCUGGGAACGUGAUGGGGUCAGCACUCGUCGCCCGUGCUGGGAGCAGUGAGUGCUUUAGGGUUGUUUCUGCCCUUGAUUUACCUGUAGUUUCAGGCUCUUCGUAAUGCUUCAGUUACAGCUUUUCAAGGUACUACUUUUUUGAUUUUUCACAACCAAACUACAGUGGAGCAAACCUCCUCGUUCACCGAUGUUUCGGCUGUUGCAGCGCCUCACUUAGGGCCCGAUGUGGUCAGGGGAAGCAGGUACAAACACUGCCCUUGACUUCUGCUGGCCCUGCAAGGGCAGCCUUCAUCCCCCUCCACGCGAGGCCGUGCCUCUGGCGCGGGCUCGGGACGGUCAGCUCGAACAUCCUCUCUGCGGCAGCGUUGCCGUGGGUUUGGGGGGAAAAGGGACUCUAAAUUGAGCUUCAUAGAAGGACUCUCCAAAGGUAACGGAGAAGUGAGGGUUCGUGCCAUUGCCCAGCUGCAGCCUCCGGUGGCUGCCAGCCAGAACACCCGCCUGCGCUCCUGGGCAUCCCCUCUGCCACUGCCGAGGUCGAACCACAGAGCCUUUGGGGUUUGCUUGCAGGCAUAAGAUAAAUGAAAGAUCUCGAUGCAGCUUUAAAACAGCUGUUACUCGUAACAAAAUAGGAAAUAUUUUAACAGCUCAUACCAAACAUGACAAGUCACCAAAGGGCCACGCGGUGUGAACGCAGUUCCAGCGUCCUUAAUGCUGCUGGUUGUUGUAUCUGCGUUUCAGGCCACUGAACGCGUGUGGGUCAGCGUGAGCACGGCCACUGCUUUUAUUUAACGAUAAUUUCUGCAAAAUACUCUCCCCUGAACAUGCAGGCUCAGGAUGCUGCUCAUAUUGUAUUUUCAGCCUGUCCUUGUGAGUGGAAAGCAGAGCAUGUCAAAAUGCUAAGCGGAUUUACUGGUAUGACUCUCUCCGGAAUUUUAUUACCUUCACAUUUACUGGGAAAGAAAACAAAGAUUUCCACAGACCUGUCAUGGCUGAUAGGUUAAUUAGAGGGGGUAUAGGUCAUGGUCUGUGUGAAAACUCCUUGGGUCUUCUCAAGUAUAAAGCUUCAAAAUCCAUAAUGAUCACACAUGAUGUUGUGUUCCCUCUCUACACCCUGGGUUGUUACACGUUAAGACCCACCUUUCUUGGCUUUUUCCCAUAAGAUAGAAAUGUUUACUGAGUAUGAGCAGUAGCCUUGGCCGUAGUCAGCCAAAUCGGUUCCUCCCAGGGGAUCGGGAAAGGCCAUCGCAGCGCUACGGGGUGCUGCUUUCCCCCCGUGCGCUAAGAGGGUGGGUGACCACAGCCCUGCUCGAGGAGGGGUUUGUUAGGCUUUGCUCGCCCCUCGCUAAAACCGCCUGGGUCCGGAGCAGGGCCCGGCUUCAGAGACAGCGCAGAGUAAUUCUGUGGAGAUCACGUCCCAAAAAAUGAACCUAACUUCAGGAUCCUGUGGCUGCCCUUCAAACGUGUGUGUUGUGAACGUGGCUAAAGGCUCAAAGGGUUCUACUUGCGCCUGGGGAUGGGGCUGAGGGAAGGGCAGGCACAGGAGAGAGAGCAGCAGCCUUCCGCCUAGUUUUAUCAAAUAAUUUCUGUGGGAAACAUCCACAGCAGUGAGUCACUGUCUUUUCCAUGAGAUUUUCAGUACUGUUAUAAUACACAGGUUCCACCCUUUCUGUUGUUGUAGUUCUUAAAAGCAAACUCGGGAGCUUUGGAGCACAGCAGUAAGGAUCCCGUACCUUGUAAAGCCGCGUGAGGUACCUGCUGUACUCCGUAAGUGCUGCUGCAGAACACAUUAUGAACUUGAAAAGCUGAUUUUCGACCACAGAAACACUGUGGCCUUCUGGCAGGUUGGUUGACUUGGUUUGGGGGGAGAAAAAACCUCUCACGUUACUGGACCUGUGAGGGAGCCGACAGAGAAGGUGCUUUUGGUUUCAGUUUUCUGCAUGUGGUGCCCCUGCGGAGCGUUCGGCCGGUUUUGGUGAGGAGUUGGACCCCCAGGAGCUGAGCUGCACGAAGGCGGCGCUCUGUGGCUCUUGUCCGGGGGAGGUCCCGCCUGCUUCCUCCAUAGGCCGACCAAGAGGAUGUUUCGCCAUCAUCGGCGCCGAUAUUGCUGUGCUUGUGCAUACGCUGAAGAGCAGGGAGAGGGAGUUACUUUGCUUUCAGGACCGUUCAUCUGCUUCACGAGGAGAAGAGAAAUUGCUAAAAGAUCAUUUUUUCCUAGAGCACGUGGUGGUGGUGUCUGAGAGACCAGGAUUGUUCUGUUUGGUAGAUUUGAUAUUAAGAAAAGCUAUCUCUAGCUUUCCAAAAGAUAACUCUUCAUUUGAAGUAUGUUUUUAUCCAUAUUACUAACCGAUUUUUUAAUCCCCUUCUGCAAGGAACAUAUUUUAAAAUCGUAAGCCUUUGUCUCCAUAAAGCCUUUGCACCCGUAAGAGGCCGCAGAGGCAUCUGAUCCGUCACGCGCGCGCGGGCGUACGACUGCCCGUGACGCGCUUUUGCACAUGCAAAGGACUCUCCAUUCAUGGAAGUUUAUGUGGCCCAGUGGUACCUACGUUGUUCACUUUCUGACUUUCUGGUUUCUUUAACCUGCCUAUGGUGCAACAGAGCUUUAGGUCUCUGUGAAGCCGCAAAUGUUACCCAGUUUGGAACUGUACGACCACUGACAGCGUUGGAAGCGCAGCUGAAAUAAGAGGCUGCUGAAGCCCCCUUGAACCAUAUCGGCAAGUCUGGCAAAAGUUAAAGGCAGAUUAUUAUUCCUUCCAAUUUUUGCCAACGUUUCCUCCGUUUUUUCAAUUGACAGACCAGCGGGGCAAGGCAGAGCGUGUGGGCACCCAUUUCUCUCCAGGUCCCCCAGGGUAUCGAGGUGACCUUUGUGUCGUGAGUUGCCCGUGCGGCUGGUGCCCUGCGUGUGCCAGGACGGCUGCGGCUGUUCCCGCUGCGCCGGGCGCCCGCAAGCAGCUGGCCUGACCUUCACGCAAGUGCGACGGGUGUGCUGUUCCUGUAUUUAUAUGAUUUUGUGUUCUC